AGAGCGAGCGGCCUUCACAUCAAGCAAGUAUCUCGACAGCUUCGGAGGUGAAAACGCGCGUUCAUAGAAACAGCAGUAGGAAAGCAUGGCUAGCCUUUGGAAUAACGCACAUUACUGGAGUGUGUCUCUACUUUUGUUCGCAUAUGUAUAUAUGUGUUUAGGAUGCUCGCCCCCGGAAGGGAACUACACCGAGCCUACUAUUGAAGAGAAAAUGUAUUAUUCGGAUUCGUUCGUUUAUGGAAAAGUUAUCAAAAUUUACAAGGGUGGGUACAUGUAUGACACAUUGUACACUGCCGAGGUCGAAGUACAUUGUACCUUUAAAGGAUCACCGCUUCCACAGCGCAUCAACAUUUCAGAAGCCGGACAUUCAAAGAGUUACGAGCCAGGCCUAUGUGUUUCGAACAACUUCUCAGUUGGAGGAGAAUACUUCAUAUUCUUGGAUCGAGUCGGCGACAAACUUCGACCUUCCUACAACGAGGUCCUUCUGAGUGCUGACGCACCGGAAAUCGACGAUAUCCAGAUAUACUGUGAACAUGAAAUCAAUUACCCAAUUGGCGUGAACGAGGCCGAGGCGGUCAAGGCGUGUCCCGAGCCCUACCCCGACUACCCUAACUGCAUCAAAUACGUGGAGCCAGUCGUCGCCACUCCCAUGCCACCUAAAGAUACAGAUUCUGCUGGUCUGUCAGUUGAAGAUGGAAAGUCUGAGACUGGGGAGGUGGUUUCCAUUGAUAAAGAAAACUCCGGAAGUCGUGUCCUCUUGUCCGUCGGAGCCACGGUGCUUUGUGUUCUGAUUUCUAUUCUUUAGAUUCCAUCAUGCUGUGUUCGACUGCAGUACGGUUAUAUCAUCACUGAUGAUGUGGUACUUUUAAGCAUUCCUGUCAAGCGAUGUUCUACACGAGCGUGGGUGCCCCUCAAAUAUCACUGAUAUGGUAUUAAGUGUUUGCUGGCAUUCCCCGUAAAACAUUGAUCAGCAUACUUCGUGACUCACGUACAAGUUAAACUCCGACCAUUCAAUAUUCGAGGGUGUUGUUGCGGUUUGGGACUUUUUUCGGCCAUGGCGGGGGCGGGGAGGGGGUCACGGCUGGCCUAGUCGUCUAAGGCGCCGCAAUUCGCUGUGCAGAGUUGUGUAUCUUGAACGCACCAGAAUUCUAUGAUUGUUGGUUCUAAUCCUGGUUCGCCUCGAUCAUGUUUCUAGGUUUGUGAGCACCCUUACGUGCUCGUGGGUUUCACCAAAGUGGUAAAGGUCCGAGACAUGCAUCACUUAGGGCUUUCUUCAAAAUUUAUCUGACACCCCGUGAUAUAACUGUUAUAUACUAUUUAAAACUACGUUAAACCCACUAACCACACUGUUCAUUGCGGAAGCCGAGUAAUCAAAUUAACUACUUUUUUGUCUAAACAUCUUACUUAUCGAAUUGUUUUCUUUUUGUUUGUAAUAAACCUGAGGCAAUUCUGUUUCCUGAAACAUUACAUCUUUAAAUAUCCCAGACCCCGCCAUGGAUAUUAAAUGGUCGGUUCCUAACAACAAAACUGUUGUUACAGGUUGUUGUUUUAGGUGUUGUUUUACAGGAAAUGUCACCGAACUAUUCAGCAACACCAAUAUACCAUAUGUUUAAACAAGCCCGUGACGGUUUGGACAUUGUAGAUAAAGAGCAAGAAAUCUUCAGAGAGUGUCUCAAUUCUUUGUGUAAACGAGUUGUACUUUAUAGAACCUUUUUCAAAGUACCUAUUAAUUCGAAUUUGAUACCCGUUUAUGUUCUUAAAGGGUAUGUAGUCAAAUUAUGAGUUCUUAAAGCCAAGAUUUCGUUAAGAGGAGACCGCACCCAGUCCAAACUGGUUACCUUGCAGCGGAAUGCGCAAUGACGAGGCGGGAGUAUUGCGAAUGUGGACUAUUUAUAGCUCCUGUCCGUCCGUUUCUGAUUGGUUGCAUUGAAACAGUACCGGCAGUUUGUCUCAGGGAUUCUUCCCCUAGAAUCUUUAGAUAGAUAAAUCUUUCUAAACAGCCGAAAAUCAAAUAAUUUGUUCUUUGCCUCGCACACCUCCAGCUCUCAGAUAUAAUGAGGACAUUCGGAUAAGAGGAAACUCGUUAAUCCGAACUCAGUCAACUCGAUAUAUCUUUCAUAACGAUAUGACAUUAUGAUAUUAAUCAUAGUAUAUUUCGGUAUGUUUUCCUCUUCUCUCUCACAGUAAUCGAAGAUUUCAUUUGUAUAUCACAACACGUUUAAUCAAACCAGAUUGUUGUUGCAAUUGGCCGUACUGGUUAUAUUACGAGACGCACAAUUGGUGCGACUCAUCCACGUGACCCAUGCGUCCAGAUUACGCAUGACGUAUCAGUAAGCAAAAGAGGCAAUAUCUCAAAUAUUAAUUCAUAUACGACAUGCACCAAACAGCACUCAAAUAGUCGAAAAAUGUUACAGAAUACGAGUACGUUAAUUUGUUAUUGUACUCACAUAUUACUAUUGAAAUUGCGAAAUUUCUCUUUUUAAUUAAUUGUUUUAGUUUUCACUAUAUAUCAUAAUCCACAUACGACCUAAUUAUCCUUAAUAUUUUCCUCUUUGAUAUUAUGACGUAAUCGAUAGUAAAUUAUUGUGAGUGGUUACGGAUUCAUGUUUGAAGUCGUGUCGCAAGGAUAUUUUGUGUACUUCCGCUUCCGAUGUUUGUAAAUACUAACAAGACUAUUGUCAACAUUUGAAAUAUCAGCAAUGGUGCUUUAAAGUUGGUUCUCCAUUUUGUCCGUUAUGCAAAUUAGGGGUUUUAGAGUUUUGUUAUUUUGUUUUGUAAAAAUGUUAAAUAACCAUAAAAAAGUACACAUCAGAUGUUCCUUUAAGAAACACAGAGAGAGGAAUGGAACUGUUCUUAAUGUCGACUGCUCUUAUUUCUAAGGAAAUUUAUCCAAUUCAACACCAAAGCAGUCAUUUGCAGUUUUACAUCCGCGACGAGCAAGAAUUGUACAAAUCAAAAGAAACUUGGAUGAGUUCGGUAUUGCAAGGGAGAUAACCGAUGAUUGUGUCACACAUUCCCACAUCGGAAGAACGUGUGACCGCAUUUCUGAGGCUACUGAGGCCACUCGUAACAUAUACUCACUCGCUCACGAUUUCCAGUCCGAAGUUCCUCUCUCUCUCUGUGUUCCAGCUCUGUGACAGUCAGUUUAUUUUGAUAAAUAAAUAUGGUAAUUUGUAAUGAUGACCUUAACAUACAACAGAGGAAUAUACUGUUUAAAUCAAGCAGUUUUCCGGUGAAUUUGGGGUAUUAUUCUAUUUCAUAGUCAAUGUGCAUGGAGCAAGGGUAACUUCAGCAGAGAAAACAAUACCAACGAUAUUUUAGAUGGCUGCAGUCGCCUAUUUUAUUUCAUUAAAACCCCGAGUGUAAAUUGUAGUCAACGUUCCCUUAUAUAGUCGUUCUUAGCAACACGUUGCUCGAGUGUGUGUACUACGUCACUUCCUGUUGCGAUUUACUCUCUAUCGAAUCCACUAUUUUCUUCUUGACUUCCUGUUACAAAUGUGUACAUAUAUCGCUAUAGAAAAUAUUUUCGCUUUUGCUGUGUGUAUUUAUAAGACAUGUAGGUGUACCCAGUAGUUUUGUUGUGAGAGUGCACAAAUCUACGCAUAACUGAGGUUUUUGUAUGUAAAUCUUCGUCACGUGAUCGUAUUCGCCUGUUGUGUAUGUUUUGUGCAUUAAUAUAUGUACCAAAUACAAUGUUGUUUAUCAUCUAAUUUAUGUGUCUACAUUAUGAACCUUAAUUAACUGUUAGAUAACUCAAUCAUGAAUGACUGUCAUAUAUUCAUUUACAAAACCUUUAAUAUAUUAGAAGACCUGUUUUGAUCCGCGAACAUUUUGCCAUCAAUUAAAAGAAAUCAGUUUGAAAAGGUGUUUAUGUUAGCAUAAUGGCAUGACCAUUGUUUAUUGUUGUUUGACUUGUUAAAACAAGAUUGUUCAGACGUAUUAAUAAAAGAACGUUACGGUCUAUUCAUUUUGCCAAUACUGGUUCAUAUAAAUCAUGACAAAAUCUGCAUAUGUGCGCAUGACGCGGUUGUCACGUGUGUAUUCACGCAAUCAUUGUGUCUGUUCGCGCGUAUUACCUUUUUGCACUAUGCUAGUUAAAGACUACGUUUUGAAUUAACUAUUUCAAUCAUGCUGGUGCCUUUCUUAACCGAAUGCAACGUUUUUCGAUACCAUUUUCCAUUGUAAAUAUCGUUUGACCAUUGCUUCUUUUUUUUUUUAAAGAAUUUCAAAAAUAAUUUCUUGCUGAUCCAGACUUAAGUAUCUUUGUCACGCCCCUGUGACGUUAUUGAAAUACGGUGUAUGGAAAAUGGCGGAGUGUAACGCCGAAAUUAAUUGGAUUCAAUAUUAGCUUACCAUACACACAUUCUCAGUUCAAACGACGUGUGUUUGUAAUGGCUUUCGAUGGGGGUGUUUAGCUUUAACGGCAAAUAAAAUAUCUGACGCCAGAUAAAAGUUAUUUAUUUAUCGAUGCACUGAUAGAGCGGUGUUCCAAUUGUGUGUACUUAUUUCUGUACAGUACUGUAUUUCGUUGCUGUGGCAUCACCCAAUGCCGGUUAUCUCAUCCUAGAGCUAGUCGGUAAAUAAAUGUAAACAAACAAAA
Haliotis rufescens (red abalone) is the source of this 4600-nucleotide messenger RNA. RefSeq lists its product as uncharacterized. Bases 86 to 805 code for a protein of 239 amino acids. The record is from RefSeq and is a predicted model, not a curated record. The transcript is spliced from 5 exons. Lineage: Eukaryota; Metazoa; Mollusca; Gastropoda; Lepetellida; Haliotidae.